Molecule: messenger RNA, 3343 nt
Organism: Chelmon rostratus (copperband butterflyfish)
Lineage: Eukaryota; Metazoa; Chordata; Actinopteri; Chaetodontiformes; Chaetodontidae
Product: sodium-dependent lysophosphatidylcholine symporter 1-B-like
Exons: 14
Coding region: 89-1648 (519 amino acids)
Biological process (GO): carbohydrate transport
Cellular component (GO): membrane
Molecular function (GO): lysophospholipid:sodium symporter activity
Source: RefSeq, a predicted model, not a curated record
CUGUGAAGAGGCUUUUCUUCGGACUCUGGAUAAUAGAAUAAUUAAUAUAGUCGAAUAAAAUUAUUCCUUCAUCGUCUUGGAAAGCACGAUGGCACGAGGAGAGGGCGCCGAGCAGUACGCGGCGGGUUUACUGUCAGUCAAGCCCAUAAAUGCAGAGAUCAAGACAGCGAAGCCAAAGAGCCAGAGGCAUCGUCUGUCUGUGUGGAGCAAACUGUGCUAUGCCAUCGGUGGAGCUCCUUACCAGAUCACGGGCAGCGCUCUGGGCUUCUUCCUGCAGAUCUACCUGCUGGAUGUGGCUCAGCUGGAUCCCUCCCAUGCCUCCAUCAUCCUGUUUGUGGGCCGGGCCUGGGACGCCGUCACCGACCCGACAGUGGGUUUCCUGGUGAGCCGGAGCAGAUGGACCGGCUUUGGCCGCAUGAUGCCCUGGAUCCUUUGCUCCACUCCGUUUGCCAUGCUGACGUACUUCCUCAUGUGGUACGUGCCUCCUUUUGAACAAGGGAAGGUCGCCUGGUACCUGAUCUUUUACUGCCUCUUCCAGUCAAUGCAGACGUGCUUCCAUGUGCCAUAUUCAGCCCUCACCAUGUUCAUCAGCAGCGACCAGAAAGAGAGGGACUCCGCCACCGCUUAUCGUAUGAUGGUGGAGGUGCUGGGGACAGUCCUGGGCACCGCGAUCCAGGGUCAGAUAGUAGGCGGCGCCUCAGAUUGUCCCGCUGAGCCCGAUGUCAUUGAUGACAGAAACGCGACCAAAAUCAACACGUCCAGCGUGACGCUGGAUGAGACGAAACAUGCCUACUUGAUUGCUUCAGGGGUCAUCUGCAUCAUCUACGUCCUCUGUGCCACAGUCUUGUUUUUGGGUGUGAAGGAGAAAAAAGAGACCGGGCGAAAAAAAUCCCAGCCCCUCACCUUCUGCCAGGGCCUGUGGCUGGUGAUGAGUCACGGACCGUACAUCAAACUGGUCAUCGGCUUCCUCUUCACCUCUCUGGCCUUCAUGCUUCUGGAGGGAAACUUUGCCCUUUUUAUCACCUACGCUCUCGGCCACAGGAACGACUUCCAGAACAUCCUCCUGGUCAUCAUGCUGUCUGGGGCUCUGACCAUCCCGUGGUGGCAGUGGUUUCUCACCCGGUUUGGCAAGAAGAUGGCAGUUUACUUUGGCAUAACUUGGGCGGUGCCCUUCAUGAUCCUAAUCGUCUGCGUCGAGAGCAACCUGGUCAUUUCUUACAUGGUGUCAGUGGCAGCAGGUGUGAGCGUGGCGGCAGCUUUCCUCCUGCCUUGGUCAAUGCUUCCUGAUGUGGUGGAUGACUUCAAGGUGAGAAACCCGGACAUCCACGGACACGAAGCCCUCUUUUACUCCUUCUAUGUGUUCUUCAUCAAGUUCGCCUCUGGCGUAUCACUGGGUAUCUCUACACUCAGUCUCAAAUUUGCCGGCUAUGUGACCGGGGCCUGCUUACAACCCGAGACGGUCAGUUUAACCCUGAAGGUGCUGGUCUCUCCUGUGCCUGUGGUCCUCAUAGCUGUGGGACUGUUGAUAUUGAGGACCUACCCUAUUGACGAGGAGAGGAGGCAGGGAAACCGAAAACUACUGCAGAAUAUGCUGGACUCUGAAGCGGAUUCUGAGUCUGAGACCUCAGCGUUCGGGAGCAGCGUGUAGAGCCGGAGGACGAGCCAGCCGCCAUCGCCGCUUUACAUGUUUGCUCAAGGUGUGGAGGGACAUGACCACCAAUUAUCGGUGAUAAGGGGGGUGCGGCCACAGACCACUCCUGCUGCCUCAUCAUCAUCAGCAUUGACCAGCUCCCUUCUAAUGGAUCUGCAGGUUUACGUCGCCCUCUGGUGGCCAGAUAGUGUCAUCUAAUGUGAAUUCUUUUCUCUUGUCCUUUGUCUCCAGCCGUGUCCCAAUUUAACUACAUCUGCUAAAACUAAAAAGCACAUCCAAAUCAAUUUACAAACACUGUAUCAUUUGUCAGGUAGUGUAGAAGAGAAAUCAAACUGUUUUUCCAAAGAUACUUACUUCAUAGUUUACAGAGAUGCUCCCGUAGCCGUCUGCAGUGCCAUUUACCUUGGCCAGUUGUUGGCAGUGCCUCCAUUUCUUCUGUGCAUUGCAUUGUGGGACAAUGACAUUCAUCGACUCUAGUUUCACACCCAGUGGGAGCGCACUACGUACUGUAAAGGUGGUUAGAGUGGGCUGGAAUUGGGACACAGCUUGUGAUUUGUGGUAUUGUUUCUGAAGUGUUCAUUCGCUGGAUUACAAGCUCAGACCUUGACUUGUGCAGACUGGAGCGUGUUGUUACCUUUGAUGUUUACUGUGUCUUAGGUCAGUUCUGUGUGACGUUCCAUUCAGACGCCGCUCUGAGGGAAAUCUGCAGUAUCAGCCUUUAUUUAUAAAGGGCAUACCAGCACUAGUCCACUGAUUGGAGUUGUAUGGCGCUGUGCUACAGUGUCUCUUUCCAUUAGGUGGUGUUGUGUCCGAUCAUUUCAUAAAGGCAAAAACUUUGAAGUGUACUUGAAUCUUCUGAAGGGGGAAAAGGCACCUCUUGGUAUGAUGUACUGUACGUGGGCUGAAUCACUGCCUUACACAUUCGUCUCGGAUGAUUAGCUGCGAUGAGAUUUUUGGUUGAACGUAACUCGGAUCGUUCGAUGCUGAGGAGGGUUUCCCAUCACACCUUUCUGUGCUUUAACGUUUCAGCCAAUGUCCACGAGGUUUAAUAGACAUUUCUGAAUGUGCUUUCACAGUGAAAGUCAUUUCAUCGAGCAUGUUCUCACUUCCCAAGGGAAGGAAAAAAAAUGCUUUAUUUAAUUAUUUAUUCAAACAAACAAUCUAAGGGAUUAGAAUUUUUUCGUAUGGAAGCACAUGUGUAUAAUAAUUUAUUAACAGUGAAUGGUUAUUGAUGGAUAUGUGACAGAGUGAUUUUCAAGUCCUGUUGGAAACAUUGGAGAACAUCAAAAUGAUGGAUUGCUUUUCUUUACUAUAAUGUGACAAACAAGCUGCUUUUACAGUAUUGCGACUCAAUAAUCAGCAGCGCAAACAAGUUUUUCUGUCAUAAGACAUGCAGGAGACAAAUGUCCUGACUUCAGACGGCUUGAUUUAACCACAAAUUAUCUUAUUGGUUAAGUUAUUAAGAAUUCAAAAAAUGAUCUUUAAAACUUAAUAUAUUCUUGCAUAGUUUUCACUUUUAGGGCUUUUGAAAUUGCACUGGAUGAACUUAAUGACGCACAUUACAUCUGUCUUUGGUGUUUAUAUGCUGCUGUGUGUAUAAUAUGUAAAUAGUUUUUUCUAAGUUGGACCUUGACGAACAAUAUACAAGUCAGUGAAGAGACAAAAUCACGUGUUGUACAUUUGUAAUUUUUA